GUGUACCUCGCUCUCAUUCUGUUCGUCAAUGGCCGCCAUGCUGUCCGGAAUAGCGAAGACUUGUUUCUCUGCUGUUCGAGCUACAAAACCGGCAUUUUCUGCCGGUCUUGUCAGCCAAACAGCAAGAUUAUGUGCACCAGCAACAUAUAGCUCAAGACGCAACUAUGUAGCAGAAGCCAAAGAACAGGCCCAGAGUGGGGCUGUUGGAAAGAUUGUUGCAGUCAUCGGAGCUGUUGUAGAUGUUCAGUUUGAUGAAGGUCUUCCACCCAUUCUUAAUGCCCUAGAGGUUCAAGGUCGUACCUCUAGGCUGGUUCUAGAAGUUGCCCAGCAUCUAGGUGAGAACACAUGCAGAACCAUUGCUAUGGAUGGAACAGAGGGUCUUGUACGUGGUGAUCAAUGUCUUGACAUUGGUUCCCCAAUUAGGAUUCCUGUUGGACCAGAGACACUAGGUCGUAUCAUGAAUGUCAUCGGUGAACCCAUUGAUGAGAGAGGCAUUAUCGCAACAGACAGGAGAGCCGCUAUUCACCAAGAAGCUCCCGAGUUCGUAGAGAUGAAUGUCGCUCAGGAAAUUCUUGUGACUGGAAUCAAGGUCGUUGACCUCCUUGCACCCUAUGCCAAGGGAGGAAAGAUUGGUCUGUUUGGAGGAGCUGGUGUAGGUAAGACUGUACUUAUCAUGGAGUUGAUUAACAAUGUAGCCAAGGCUCAUGGUGGUUACUCAGUGUUUGCUGGUGUUGGUGAACGUACCCGUGAAGGAAACGAUCUCUAUCAUGAAAUGAUUGAAGGAGGUGUCAUCAGUCUCAAGGAUGAUACAUCAAAGGUAGCACUUGUAUACGGACAGAUGAAUGAGCCCCCAGGUGCUAGGGCUCGUGUUGCUUUGACGGGACUGACUGUUGCAGAGUAUUUCCGUGAUCAGGAAGGUCAGGAUGUACUGCUCUUCAUUGACAACAUCUUUAGAUUCACCCAGGCUGGUUCAGAGGUAUCUGCUCUGCUAGGUCGUAUCCCAUCGGCUGUAGGUUACCAGCCAACUUUGGCCACUGACAUGGGUACUAUGCAGGAAAGAAUCACAACCACAAAGAAGGGUUCCAUCACUUCAGUACAGGCUAUCUAUGUACCCGCUGAUGAUUUGACUGAUCCCGCUCCUGCCACUACUUUUGCUCAUUUGGAUGCCACCACUGUGCUGUCCCGUGGUAUUGCUGAGAUGGGAAUCUACCCAGCUGUAGAUCCUCUAGAUUCCUCCUCCCGUAUCAUGGACCCUAACGUAGUAGGAGAGGAACACUACGGCAUUGCAAGAGGUGUACAGAAGAUUCUUCAGGACUACCGAUCUCUUCAGGAUAUCAUCGCUAUCUUGGGUAUGGAUGAGUUGACAGAGGAAGAUAAACUCACUGUGUCACGUGCCCGUAAGAUCAGUCGUUUCCUCUCGCAGCCCUUCCAGGUAGCUGAGGUCUUCACUGGUUCUCCUGGCAAACUGGUUCCCCUAGCUGAUACUAUCAAGGGAUUCAAGUCUAUCUUGGAUGGUGAACAAGACCACCUACCAGAUAUUGCUUUCAACAUGGUGGGUCCCAUCGAAGAGGUGGCAGAAAAAGCCGUGAAACUAGCUGAGGAACAAUAGAGGUCUCACUUCUAAUUGGUAUCUGCCAAUAUGUAGAAUAUCCCUCGGCUUAGAAAUUUAUUAUUAACAGCUAAGAAUUAUAAUUAUAUGAGGUUAUAGAGCGUUGAAGUCCAAGACCAGGUUUUGUUAAGAAUUGUUUGUGAUUUGAAAAAAUAAAUGUGUUUUUGGUUUUUGUGCAACAUCAGUUUGAAUAAGAAUUUGGUAGAGAUUUUAUGAAUAACGGGGGAUUGUGUGGGAGAAUGCUUGUUUGGUUAGAAUUUCUUACACUCCUGUGUGUGUUGGUGUAAUGGGUUACAUAAUAUGAUCACUGAGGUUUAAGGUUUUCUAAUAGCAAAACCAAAACAAGUUUUUGGCAAUAAAAAAUUUGAAUUAACAUAAUGGCAUAUGGGGGCCCUACAGACCGAGGAAUAAGUACUGAACAUAUUCUUGUUAUUUAAAAAAUGGGCUGUCUGAAUUUUGGUGUUCAUGCGGACAUGAUAUUUUGGUAAAAUUUCUGACUUUGGAGUAAAAUUUGCAAAAUUGUAUUGAGAUGUGAAUACACUUCAAUACAUUGUUACAUGUGGAUCAGCCAUUGCACUAUAUAUAAUUCGCAUCCUUUCUUCCAAGGGCCAAAUCAUAUGCCUGUUGUAAUCCUUUGAAUACAGGGAUUCCUCUAAAUAGUUAUACGAAGUAAAGUUGUCUUUGGAUCGUUACCAUUUGCCUUUGGAAAUGUUGAUUUGUUGCACUGAUAAAAUAAAUUGAAAAAAUCAAUUAACAUUGAAA
Messenger RNA from Asterias rubens (European starfish), 2371 nucleotides. RefSeq names its product ATP synthase subunit beta, mitochondrial. Gene Ontology annotation, molecular function: ATP binding; proton-transporting ATP synthase activity, rotational mechanism; ATP hydrolysis activity. NCBI's taxonomy places the organism in Eukaryota, Metazoa, Echinodermata, Asteroidea, Forcipulatida, Asteriidae. The coding region runs from base 29 to 1609 and encodes 526 amino acids. The transcript has 10 exons. The record is from RefSeq and is a predicted model, not a curated record. Gene Ontology annotation, biological process: proton transmembrane transport; proton motive force-driven mitochondrial ATP synthesis.